Molecule: messenger RNA, 1959 nt
Organism: Sebastes umbrosus (honeycomb rockfish)
Lineage: Eukaryota; Metazoa; Chordata; Actinopteri; Perciformes; Sebastidae
Gene: gmppaa
Product: GDP-mannose pyrophosphorylase Aa
Exons: 13
Coding region: 152-1435 (427 amino acids)
Biological process (GO): biosynthetic process
Cellular component (GO): cytoplasm
Molecular function (GO): transferase activity
Source: RefSeq, a predicted model, not a curated record
CAUCCUGAUCCCGUCGACGUCACAACCAGGAAGUGGAUACUGAAUCACUACUACUCUCCAGACAGCAGCUACCUGACAGCUACAGGUCCUACAGGUGGAGUCUUCAGGUAGUCUUCAGGAGUCUGUCACUAAUCACAGCUUCUCGGUCAACAUGUUGAAGGCGGUUAUUUUAAUCGGAGGCCCUCAGAAAGGCACAAGGUUCAGGCCGCUGUCAUUUGAAGUGCCCAAACCCUUGUUUCCAGUAGCUGGUGUGCCCAUGCUCCAGCAUCAUAUUGAAGCAUGUGCCAAGGUACCGAAUAUGAAGGAGAUUUUGCUCAUCGGCUUCUAUCAGCCAAAUGAAGAACUGACCAGAUUCCUGUUUAAUGCACAGCAGGAGUUCAAAAUUUCCAUUAGGUAUUUGCAAGAGUACGCAGCCCUGGGCACCGGAGGGGGCAUCUAUCACUUCAGAGAUCAGAUUGUCUCAGGCAGUCCAGAGGCUUUCUUUGUCCUGAAUGCUGAUGUUUGCUCGGCGUUUCCUCUCGCAGAGAUGCUCAGCUUCCAGAAGGAACAUGGAGAACCAAACAGCUUUGUUAUCCUUGGGACAACGGCAAACAGACAGCAAUCCAUGAAUUACGGCUGUAUUGUUGAAAACGAGGAAACACAUGAGGUCUUGCAUUAUGUGGAAAAGCCGAGCACAUUUGUGAGCGACAUCAUAAACUGCGGCAUAUACCUCUUUAAGCCCGACAUCUUCCAGCACAUCGGCGCCGUGUUUCAGAAGAACCAGCAGGACAUGUUGUUAUAUCCAUACGAUGGAGAGGAGCCAACCAAUGGCUGGCACCGAGCGGAGGCCAUCCGGCUGGAGCAGGACAUUUUCACCGCCCUGGCAGGACAGGGCAAACUCUACGUGUAUAAAACCCUCAGCUUCUGGAGCCAGAUUAAAUCUGCAGGCUCUGCAAUUUAUGCCAGUCGGUUGUACCUGAACCAGUAUCACACAACUCAUCCUGAAAGACUGACCUCAAAUAAGGAGGGAGGGCCAAAAAUAAGUGGUAAUGUCUAUAUUCAUCCUACAGCCAACAUUGACCCCACUGCUACGUUGGGUCCCAAUGUCUCGAUUGGCACUGGAGUGACUAUUGGUGCUGGGGUCAGAGUUCGAGAAUCCGUCAUCCUUCAUGGUGCAACUCUACAGGAUCACUGCUGUGUUUUGAACAGCAUUGUGGGAUGGGACAGCACCAUUGGCAAGUGGGCGAGAGUAGAAGGAACCCCGAGUGACCCAAACCCCAAUGAUCCCUUCGCCAAGAUUGACAGCGAGACCCUCUUCAGAGACGGAAAACUCACACCCUCGAUUACUAUUCUCGGUUGUAACGUGAGCAUCCCUUCCGAGGUGAUUAUACUCAACUCGAUCGUCCUCCCGCACAAAGACCUCAACCGCAGCUUCAAAAACCAAAUUAUUCUCUAGUUAAUCUUCCUCACUCUCCUGUCCACUUACUGUCACUGAUGAAGGAUGCGGCUGGACGCACGCCAGUGCCGCCGCUGAGUUACUGUAUAUAAGAUGUCAAAAGUGAAGAUAUGGGGCAUUCAUUAAAUAGUUUUGAAAGAUAGAUUUUUAUAUAUUUGUCCUCGAGCCUUUAUGCAUCAUUGGGUGUCAGCAACAUUAGAGAGAGGCUAAUCACGCAUGUUGAUUCACCUUGAGAAGCGCCGUCAUGCCAGAGGUUCAUAUUGGGUUUUUUAUUAACUUUACCGAACUGUAAAAUUACUGCAGACACCUGUGUAAUAUAUUUGGUCGGAUGUAAUAUGAUGUAAAGAAAAAAAAAGUUUAUAGACGACCACUCUGUUGUCUCAAAGGCGUCCUUGACAAACUUGAGACUUCAGCGUGAGAAGAGGAAUUAUUAGAGAAUGAAACUCCCUGGCUUACUGACUGUUGUUAAUUUUUAGAGGUGAUUAUUUGUGUGCAGCUCUGAUUAAAACCGUUUAACAUCUCCA